Messenger RNA from Zootoca vivipara (common lizard), 4124 nucleotides. The record is from RefSeq and is a predicted model, not a curated record. Lineage: Eukaryota; Metazoa; Chordata; Lepidosauria; Squamata; Lacertidae.
AUGGAGCCCAGCGGGAUCGCCUCCUCCAUAAAGGCGUUUAAUGAAUUUGAUCCGGUGGUUGUUUUGAGCCAGCCAAGAGAUGGCUCCAUCGCCGGGCAGUUCAAGUCCGCGAAGACACCAGACGGCAGCCUCGGAAGCGCUACAGAUUCCGCGGCAGGCGCUGCUCCUUCGGACGGCGAUGCGCGGCAGGCACUGCGCCUGCGCAAACUUUUGCCGCCAAAUCUCUCGCCGGUAUCCGAGAGAGGGAAGGAGAGCAGGGAAGGGAUGGAGGCGGCGGUGGCGGAACUCCUUGUCUGCGAGCGGUUCCACCCGCGGCACGACCCCCGCUGGCUCCUGGAGCUGCCGCCUUCUCCGCUUUGCUUGGCGUGCGCCAUUGAGACGCUCCAGGAUGGCGGGGCCUCGCUGGUACGCAAGAAACAUGUGCUUUCCUGCCUUCGGGAUGUUCUGAUUCGGCAUGCAACCCUGGUCAUGCCAUUGCUUGCACAAGACGAAAGAGUAUGUGCUCAUUUCAUAGCAACUUUGUUUGAGAUAUUGCAAACUGUGGAAGACGGCAGUGUACUGGAUUUACUCAUUGAAGUUUUGGUCCUGCUGGUAGUAGGACUGAAGUUGGAGCGAUACCUGCACUAUCUAUUGGAUGAAUGUCAGAAAGAGUUAUGCAAGGUAGCUGCCACAAGAAGCAGCUUGCCCAUGUUUAUUCUUCUUGGAAAACUGGCAGACUCCAUUCCAAUUUUUGCUGAUGUAUGGGUGGUUGAACACAGUAACAUGAUGGAGCAUCUGGCUACAGGUUUGAUGUACCCAAAUGAGAGCAUAAAGGCUGCUGUAUGUUAUCUUUAUGGCAAGCUAUACUCUGUCCCCAGUGCUGCAGAGAGGCUGUUUGUUCAUUUCACAGAGAGGCUGUGUGGCCUCUUUCUGACUACUCUAAAGAAUUCACAGACCAAGGAGCUGCAAGUUAACUGUAUGGGUUUGCUAAAGCAGCUACUGAAAUAUGAUAAGUUUGUUUCAGUUAUUAUGAGUAAUUCAGGAAAAGGAGCAGAUUCUGCAAGCCCAGAGUUGUUUGAGCAAGAAAGUCCAUUACCUUUAAUGAUCAAGAAGCUGUUAUUGUCUAGAGAUGAGGUAUUACAGGUAGCAAGUGCUCAGUGUAUGGCUGCUGUACUAGUGCAUUCUCCAACAACAUAUGGUCCUGCCUUUAUCAGUGCCGAUAUCCCAGAGUUCCUGUUUGAGUGUCUCUUCUGCAUGAGCGAAAUUCUCAUCUGGUCAAUUUAUUGCUGUCUGCUGCUGCUAACUGAGGAACAGCUUUUCUUUUCCAAGUGUCACACUGUCUAUGGCAUUGAACCUGUUUUAAGGAGCCUGAAAGAAAUCUUGCAUCUCAAUAAUGUGGAAUUGCAAAAGCAGGGGCUUCUGCUUUUUACUGAAAUUUUAAAAUGGCAGCCAGCAGAAAUCAAAUUAUUUACAAAUACAUCUGUCUUUAAAGAUGCAGUUAGUGUUCUUCUAGAGGCUUUAAACUGUCCUGUUCUUGAAGUAGCAGCUGAAGCUGUGAAAGCUGUAGCUGCAAUAUUGAGAAAGGAUCAUGUGACCAUCCCACCCGUACUAUACAAAGAGUUACAGAAGCUGGUUGAAGGUGUAUUAAAGCGGUGUAGUGAUCUUCCACUGCCAAUUCUUAAUAGGAGGCUCAUGGGUCAACCAGGCAGCAGACAUCAGAACAAAACAGUUUCACAGCAGGGACAGUUCCUGCAGAGUGCUUUAGAAAGCUUCAGAAAUGCUUGUAGAUUAGCUGUGGAAUCACAGAACGACCCUGUGGCUCAGGAGAAUUCUUUCACUGCUCCCAACUCGGAGAACGAAGAUACACUGAAAAGCUUUUCCGAGUUUCUGCUGAGGAUCUCUGACUCUCUUUGCAUUCCCAUAGUCAUGAAAUUUUCAGAAAGAGCUGUCCACCCAGCUCUCAUGGAAGUCUUAAUUUCGAUCCUCAACAUCUUAUUCAGUGUUAUGCCAGACUCAUGUAAGAGAUUCUCCAUGAAGCUGGCAUCUUCAUCUUUCAUCCAACUGAACCUGGAGCUGAAGGCCAAAUUCUGCACUGCACAAAGUAAUCCUGGUUUGAAUCAUGCUUGUUCAAGCUUCCUGCAUAGCAUAUGCCUCAAUCUUCAUUCAUCCUCAAAGAAGCUGGAGGAUUCUUCCCAAGAGGAUGAAACUCUUCGUAGUCACCAGUAUAGUCUCCUGCUUCUUUUCUACUUUGCUUUUAGUCAAGGAGACAAAUUUGUUCCAGAAACAGAGCUUUUCUCAGCUAUAAGAAGUUUCCUCCUGUCAAUCCAAGACCAAGGAGACUGUCCACCCCCAUAUGUCUUCAAAGCUGUUUUGUACCUUCUGGCAAUCUGCCAAGACAAGACCGAAGCUUUAGACUUGGCUUCGCUCUCUGCUAUAAGGAGGAUCCUGGAUAGUAUAUCUGAUCUGAGCCUGGUGUAUGUCCAUCAUCCUCUGCUCCUCAAUUUUUUUUUACGCUAUCCUGAAUUUAUGGGAAGAUUUGGUCACCGCAUCCUUCAUCUAUGGCUUUCCUGUGAAGACUACAGCCACACUGAAUCUGAAGAUACCGACAAAAGACUCUCUGCUGGCUUUUCUGACUCCUUAAACAACUUUAACAGUUUGCUUUGCAUGCUGAAGGGCAAUCCCAGUACUUUACUUGUCUUGCUGGAUCUAGUCUGCGUUGGCACCAAUGAAGUAGCCCACAAAGUCCUCAUUACCCUGAAGGCCUUCCUGAAAAUAGAUGAAAAUGUCCACGUCUGUGACCUUCUUCGAAGCCAAUUUCUACAGAUUCUGCAGAAUCUUCUUGUAGAAAACAAUUCCAGUAUUUUGCAAGUCAACCAGGCCCAGCCCCUUUUAUUGAACCUCCUCUUCCUGGUUCAACUCAGGCAUGCGACUGAAAGAGAGCUGGACAGCACAGAUUUCAGAUUGCUUCAUCUGGUCAGCAAUUUGUCUGGAAAAUGCAGCCCAACAGACCAUGAAAUUCUGCACCCGUCCCUCAACUACCUGUAUUGGAGCCUUCAGCAGACAACACCAGCCAGCCAGAAAACAGUGGUGGCUAUGUUAUUUUCCAACACACCUUUGCUAGAGCUACUUGAGAAAAUUAUCCAUCUCACUUGGUUGCCAGCCUGUUCUUCUGAACCUGCUUUGCCCUCAUCCAGUGAAGCACUUCUCUGCUCUGCUUGGCUGCUGAUUUCUUCUCUCUUGACUCAACAACAUAUUUACAAUACAGAGGUUGAUCAUAUUAUCUGCCUUGACGUGGACCAGGUCUUCAGCGCACUUGCCUUCAAGAGGAAGAAACCCACACUGUUCUUUGUCAGCAUCCUUCAGUUUCUGAGAGCCUUCUUUAGGCAGAACCUCUGUUCCUCCUUUGUGAAGUUUGCUGUCCGGUCUACAGAUGAACAUGGGAAUAAACUGCCACAGUCAAAAGAGGAUGCCUCUCUGUGCCCAGUAGCCAUGCGGCAUGUAGUGCCCUUGGUUAUCCGUCUACAGAACCUCCUACUCCAGAAGGACCUUUUGCUAUCUCAAACAGUUAUUGGCUGUCUUGAAGUCUUGUUGGAAUACCUGUAUUCAAGGAACCCGAUCACUGCAUCCCAUAUUGUCUCACAACCAUGGAAUAAAUUCCUGCUGAUCUCACUCCUGGAUAGUGUCGAUAAUUCAUUUCUUCACCCAGAAAUUCUAAGACUAGUUGCUUUGUUUAUAAGGUUUCAGAGCACUAGAAUUAUUUCUCCAAUUGAAAUUGGCCGCAUACUUGAAGAAGCAGCUAGUACUAAACUGCCAGAACUUUCUGAUGUCACAGUCAGUGCACUUCGCUCCUUUCUUGUUCAGCUUCAAAGUGGAAAAUGUCAGGUGGAUUCAACUCAAGCAGCAUCUGUUCAGACCUUGCUGGAGAGCCUCCCAUCAACAAGCAGGAGUCAGCCGACCUUUCCAGGCAUGAUAUGUCUUGGAGGAGUGGCAGUUUCUCUCUCACAUAUCAGAGACUGAAAUGAGAAGGCAAACAUUACUGAGCAGAGAACAUAAUGGAUAAAGCAACUUGCCGUUAUAAUUUCUUACCAGCCAAAGGCUUAAAGGAAUAUAAUACAAGUGAUUAAAGCCUACAGGAGUGAUUUUGU